UAUUAAACCGAUAUUCCAUUACGUUUGUGCAAUUAGGGUUUGUAUUAAACCGAUCUUGAGCUUCUUCUCGAUCUCUUUUCGUUUCGUUUCGACCGAACGUCAUCUUCUUCGCCACGAUACCUAUCUCCUCCGAUCCCCCGAUUUCCGGAGAUUAUCACUCUCAGUUCUGUUUUCUCUAAAUCUCUGAUUAGGUUUGCUUUUUCCCCCCAAAGCCUAAUUUUUCCCUUAAAUUCGAAACCCUGAUUUCGUCUCUGAAUCUGGAAAAUCACGGCUUUCUUCUCCAAUUCGGACGCUUGACACCUGCCCGUCGAUCCUGUCCGGUAAAGAAGAUUGCCCAUCUUUUCAAUUCCAUCGAAGCUCGCGAUCGAAGACCCCGUCUUGUUGAUGGGCACAAUUAGGGUUUACAGGGAGGUUCCCGGAUCUUCGAAAUCUUCAAGCCCGACGCUCACCGCCUCGACGUCUCGCACGGAAACCGUCAAUGGCUCUCACGAAUUCAAGAUCAACGGCUACUCUCUCUUGAAAGGGAUGGGCAUAGGCAAAUACGUCACCUCCGACUCGUUCGUGGUCGGCGGUUACUCGUGGGCCAUCUACUUCUACCCUGACGGGAAGAGCCCGGAGGACAACGCUGCGUAUAUUUCUAUGUUUAUCGCGCUCGCGAGCGAAGGCGCGGAUGUGAAGGCACUGUUCGAGCUCACGCUCGUGGAUCAAAGCGGUAAUGAGAGGCACAAGGUGCAUAGCCAUUUCGGCAGAGCUCUCGAGAGCGGACCUUAUACUCUCAAGUAUCGUGGAAGUAUGUGGGGAUACAAGCGUUUUUUCAAGAGGAACCUUUUAGAUGCAUCAGACUAUGUCAAAGACGAUUGUAUGUUGGUACGGUGCUGUGUUGGUGUGGUGAAGUCACGCACAGAAGGACCGAUGAGUUACACUAUCCGUGUGCCGCCAUCUGACUUGGGUCAGCACUUAGGCAAGCUUCUGGAAAGCGGGAUGGGAGCAGAUGUAACAUUUGAAGUUGGUGGAGAAACAUUUUCUGCUCACAAGUUGGUUUUUGCAGCCCGCUCCCCUGUUUUCAGGGCACAGCUCUUUGGUCCAUUGAAAGACCGAAACACCCAAUGCAUAAAAAUAGACGACAUGGAAGCCCCCAUUUUCAAGGUGUUGCUCCAUUUCAUCUACUGGGAUGAGUUGCCUGAUAUGGAAAAGAUAAUGGGCACAGAUGCAUUAUGGGCUACCACUCUUGUGGCUCAGCAUUUACUCGCAGCUGCAGACCGUUAUGCUCUUGACCGGCUCCGAGCAAUAUGCGAGACCAAACUCCGUGAAGGGCUCUCCAUAAACUCUGUCACAACGACUUUGGCGCUCGCAGAGCAGCAUCAUUGUUUACAGCUGAAAGCGGUGUGUCUCAAAUUCAUCUCAGCACCCCAACACCUUAAGGCAGCCGUGAUGCAGACAGAGGGUUUUGAAUAUCUGAAGGAAAGCUGCCCGACUUUACUAACCGAGCUACUGGAGCACGUGGCGAGGCUGGGGGAGCAUCGAAUGGCAGCAUCCGUGUAUCCGAAGGAGGAGGUGUUGGUCGAUGGCUGUGAUGCGAAUGGAAGACGGGUAAAACAGCGGCUGCGUUGAUCGAUUCCCAGGCUAUUUUCUCUGCAGAAACAUGGGAUAUAUGGUGACUGGGGAACAAAACAGAGAAGAGAGAGAUUGUAGGGCAGAAGAUUUGUGCUUUUGUCUUGUGAAAAGAUGGAACUUUGUAAGCGUAAUGGUCUUUUUUGAGUGGUUUUUUUUUUAUUGCGUUGUCUCGUCUCAUGUGUAGUGAUUUCGUUGUUAGACCUUUUUCAAGAGAAAAAUCUCGAAAGUCGAAUUAUAUU
Molecule: messenger RNA, 1853 nt
Organism: Tarenaya hassleriana
Lineage: Eukaryota; Viridiplantae; Streptophyta; Magnoliopsida; Brassicales; Cleomaceae
Product: BTB/POZ and MATH domain-containing protein 2
Exons: 4
Coding region: 385-1611 (408 amino acids)
Biological process (GO): protein ubiquitination
Molecular function (GO): protein binding
Source: RefSeq, a predicted model, not a curated record